Notodromas monacha is the source of this 4102-nucleotide messenger RNA. NCBI's taxonomy places the organism in Eukaryota, Metazoa, Arthropoda, Ostracoda, Podocopida, Cyprididae. The record is from the annotation of a GenBank genome assembly.
GUUACCUGGGCCAGAGGAUCAGAUGCUGUGGGAUCCUUUUUGAGAAUUUCCAUCCUGAGUGUUACCCUAUUAGGAUCCCUGACAGUGAUCCUUUCUAUGGGAAUCUUGGUGAGCGCUGUCAAGAGUACACAAGGUCUGGAAAUGCUCCAAGAACUGCCUGCACACUUGUACCAUCUUUUUCUCAUCUCAGGACCCAGAGAGCAGAUUAACCAAGUGACAGCUUUCCUGGAUGGCAGUGUCAUCUAUGGGUCAUCCAAGGAGGAGGUGUCUGAGCUCAGGGCCAGCAAAGGAGGGUUGCUUAGUGUUCAAUCUGGCCCUGCUGGGGAUCUUCCACCAGCUGACCCCAGUAUCCUGGACUGCAGGACAAAUGCCACUUCAAACCUCAGGUGUUUCAAGGCUGGUGAUGUGAGGGCUAAUGAAGACCUAGGAAUUGCAUCCAUGCAUUCAUUGUGGGUCAGAGAGCACAACAGACUUGCAAAGAGCUUGACACAAAUCAACCCCCACUGGGGAGAUGAACAGGCUUUCCAGGAAGCCAGAAGAAUUGUUGCAGCUGAGAUACAGCACAUCACAUACAAUGAAUUCUUGCCCAAUGUCCUUGGUCAGGACAUAGUUGAACAGUAUGGCCUGAACCCACAAAAGGCAGGUUUCUUCACUGGCUAUGACAUCAACAUCAACCCAGGGGUCUCCAACAGUGUUGCCUCAGCUGCCAUGAGAUUUGUUGCCUCCAUCAUGGGUGACAAGUUGCCUUUCUUGUCCAGGGAAGGAGUCAUGAAUGAAACACUCAGAAGACUUGGAUUGGACUUGGCAGCUCAGAUUAUCCAACAAGGCAGAGACCAUGGAAUAGCAGGCUACAAUUCCUGGAGAGUGUUUUGUGGUCUGCCAAAGGCAACUCAUUUCAGGGAAUUUUCUGAUGUCAUGAGCCAGUCCUCAGUUGAUGCCCUCAAGGGAGUCUACAACCAUGUGGAUGAUGUGGACUUGUUCAGUGGAGGUCUGGCAGAAGUGCCAAACAGAGGUGCUUUGGUGGGUCCUACUUUUGGAUGCUUGUUGGGCAGACAGUAUCAUUACCUCAGAAGAGGUGAUAGAUACUGGUAUGAAAAUGACAUUCCACCAAGUUCAUUCACCAAAGAACAACUGUAUGAGCUGAGAAAGACAAGUUUGGCCAGAGUCAUUUGUGACAAUGUUGACAUGGACAGUCUUCAACCCCGUGUGUUCAUUCAUGCUGAUCCUUUCCUGAAUGCUCCAAUGGCCUGUCAUGGCAGCACACUGAAAGCAAUGGACCUCAAGCCCUGGAAAACAGCCUCACCAAAUUUUGUGGUGCCUGGAGAAGUGCUGCAAAGCUCUGUGGACAGAGCCAAGAGGGAUUUAGGAGCUGUCAGGGAUGUUGAGUGGGAUUUAUGGCAACAACAGUUGCAAGCUGACCCCAAGUCUCCUGUUGGCACAGCUUAUGCCUUCCUGAGGCCCAAAAGAAACGCCCUCAGGGUUGCCAACACUUCUUUCAUCCUGGAAUUUGCCUCCAAAAGGUUCAUCAAGAAUUUUGUCAAUGAACAAGGAAGACCUUUGAAGGACCUUGAAGGAGACAGCAAGGCUCCACAGAAUAUAAAUGACCUGAUGACUUCCCUGCCCAACAUUGAUGUCACAGAUGUCAUGGAAAUCCCUCAUGUCUUUGACUGUGAUGAGCAAACAUUGCCCUGUGACCACACUUCAAGGUUCCCAACAUUCACUGGAUGGUGUAACAAUCUUCAGCACCCUGAGUUUGGGAAAGCCACCAGGGCAUUGGCAAGACUCAUGAGACCUGCUUAUCUUGAUGGUAUUGGAGAGCCAAGAGUGAAAGCAUUGAGUGGGAAACCAUUGCCAUCACCAAGAAAGGUCUCCAUGAUGGUACAUGAUGAUGUGUCUCACCUGCAUGCCAGGUACACUCUGUUGACCAUGCAGUUUGCACAGUUUCUGGACCAUGACAUCACUUUCACUCCAGUUAACAAAGGAUUCAGUGAUUCCAUUUUGGAUUGCAAGAGAUGUGAUGCAGAGAACACCAUUCAUCCAGAAUGCAUGCCCAUCUUUAUCCCAGAAGAAGACACUUGGUAUCCAAAGUCAAAUGGCACCACUGGGUCCAGAUUUUGUCUGUCCUUUACCAGAUCACUUCCUGGACAGCUCACACUAGGUUACAGAGAACAAGUGAACCAAGUGACAGCAUUCAUUGAUGGGUCUGCGGUUUAUGGAGCUGAUUUGUGUGAAUCACGCAAACUGAGAACACUCAAGGAUGGUCUUUUGAGAGUACUUGAAGGUACCAAACAUGUGGGACAACCACUGAUGCCCAGGGUUGACUCUGACAAGGAGUGCAAGGCACCUUCAGGGUUCUGCUUCACAGCUGGGGAUGGCAGAAGCAAUGAACAGCCAGGACUGGCAGUGAUGCACACACUGUGGAUGAGGCAGCACAACUUUUUGGCAGAUGGUCUCAAGAGAGUCAAUCCUUUCUGGGAUGAUGAGCAGAUUUACCAAAAUGGAAGAAGGAUCCUGAUGGCCCAAAUGCAGCAUGUUGCAUACAAUGAAUUCCUGCCCAGAGUGCUUGGCUGGAAAGCCAUCAACAAGUACAACUUGAACCUCCUGCCUGAUGGAUAUUCAGAGGGGUAUGACAAAAAGUGCAACCCCACCAUUUUGAAUGAGUUUGCCACAGCAGCAUUCAGGUUUGGCCACAGUCUCCUCAGGCCUGACCUCAAGAGAAUGAACAAGCAGUUCAUGGAAGUUGAGCCUUCAUUGUUGCUCAGGGAUAUUUUCUUCAACCCUGAUGCCCUGUAUGAGCCAGGAAUGGUUGAUGAGUUGCUCAGGGGCUUCACUACAGUGUCUACAGAGAGUCUGGACAGUUCUAUAGUGAAUGAGGUCAGACAUCAUUUGUUUGAAAACAAGAAGACUCCUUUCUCUGGUCUGGACUUGGCUGCACUCAAUGUUCAAAGAGGAAGGGACCAUGGAUUGAGACCAUACAAUGAAUACAGAAGGUUCUGUAACCUGACAGUGGCCAGGACAUUCAGGGACCUUGAAGGAGAGAUUGCUUUGCCAUUGAUUGAAAGAUUGCAAGCAUUGUAUGAAACUGUCAAUGACAUUGAUUUGUUCAGUGGGGGCCUCAGUGAGACUCCUCUUCAUGGAGGCAUGGUUGGACCCACUUUUGGCUGCAUUAUUGGCAUCCAGUUCAGGAACUUGAUGAAGUAUGAAAAUGGGGAUCCUUUGCUGAGGUUCACUGAUGCCCAGUUGAGCCAAAUCAGAGAGACUACAAUGGCUAAGAUCAUUUGUCAGAAUGCUGACAGCAUUCCUCUCCUGCAGAGAUCAGUUUUUGAUUUGCCUGAUCCUUUCUUGAAUCCAAGAAUACCAUGUGACUCCAUGCCAGGUAUUGACUUCUCAACAUGGCAAGAAAGACAGGAUUGUAAUGUGGGAAGGACAAACAUUGAUGUAGGGGCAGCAGACAGAAUCUCCCCCUGUGUCAUGUGCACUUGCACAAAAGAAGGACCAAUUUGCCAGUCACUCAAGAUUGACAACUGUUUCCACCUGGCAAGAUCAUUUAGCCCUCAAGACAUCCUGGAAGACCAUGUCUGCAAAGUACAGUGUGCAUUUGCCUUCAGAGCUUUCCCAAAAGUUAAACCAGUUGCUUCAAGUAGAUUAGGCUAGAAAAAAGAAAAGAAGCAUACCCUGUUGAUUGAAACAAUUUUUUUUAUACCAGUGCAAAAAAAAAGCGACAAACAGAAAUGUUACUGGAAACUGCCAUGAAAGUAUAUGCUGGAAAGGCAUUUUUGGCUUGCAGCUCCAUCUGGUGUCCAUUUCUGCUCAGCAGGAAGAAAGAGAACACCAGCCUUUAUACACAGCAAAAAAAAAAAGUUUGUUGUUUUGUGAUAUGCUUAGGUUGAGAGAAGAACUGAUGGUGGGGACCUCAUGUGCCAAUUUUUGUUUGUUUGUGCUAAUUAAAAUAUUUCUUCAUAAAAAAAUUCCUCCUUUUUUCAGCUACAAAGUAUUCUAAGGAAAAAAAAUCUUUGUGCUUGACUUCAUGAGACCAUGUUUUUUGCACAAGAGCAAGUCUGUUUAUUUUGGAAUUAAAAAUUGUGUGUUUUUGGAAAAAAAA